Molecule: messenger RNA, 2490 nt
Organism: Andrographis paniculata
Lineage: Eukaryota; Viridiplantae; Streptophyta; Magnoliopsida; Lamiales; Acanthaceae
Product: protein-tyrosine sulfotransferase
Exons: 13
Coding region: 487-1992 (501 amino acids)
Cellular component (GO): membrane
Molecular function (GO): heparan sulfate 6-sulfotransferase activity
Source: RefSeq, a predicted model, not a curated record
AGCAAAGGCCAGACAAAGGAAGGAAUCCAUGGAAUUGCAAUUGCAACGGAGGAGAAGAGAACAGUCAACUCUCGAAAACACAACCGAACCAAACCCAAGCAAGGCCAAAGCACGAAGCGGGUGACACUUUUGUUGACCCCUUCGACCGCAUGUCUCCGUCUCCUUCUCCUUCCUAAACCCCUCCAUUUCCCUUUUCCUGCAUUCUCUUCCCUUUCCCAUUUCCCGCUGUGGGUUUCUUCCAUGUUUCUUUCACUAUUGACUGUUCAUUAACAGGGAGUGAGGAAAGGUUCUUCGAGCCUCAAUUUAAUUGUAGUAAUUUAGGCCGGGAGAGAGCUCCAAACCCCUGCCUGACUGUGGAACUUUACCUACGGGAGAAGAAGAAGGGGGGACGGCCAGGAGUGGGACCCCCCUUUGGUUCGAUCGUGGUCCUUGUCGGCCGGAAACCCUGCACGUUCUCGUGGACGUGUUUAUCUUUUUCUUGGAUUGAUGGGAACGAGUCACGAGAUGAUUAACUUAAUGUUGUGGAUGAUCUCUUUGGCGCUGCUUUCUGGUCUUGUAAGAAUACAGACAGUGGUGGGAGAUGAGGGCUUUAGGCAUUGUGAAAGUAAGGUCAAGAAAUGGGCAUCUGCUUCCAUCAAUUCUGAUGUUAAAGAACAUGAGCACGCAUUGCGUGACCUGCUCUUUUUCCUUCACGUUCCUCGAACUGGAGGAAGAACAUAUUACUACUGCUUCUUGAAAAAGCUGUACCCGGGUUCUCAGGAAUGUCCGCGAUCUUAUGAUAAGUUAAGAGUUAAUCCGAGAAAACCAAAGUGCCGACUGCUAAGCACCCAUGAUGACUAUAGUAUGAUGUCCAAACUUCCCAAGGAGAGAACUUCAGUGGUGACAAUACUUAGAAACCCUGUCGACCGUGUUUUUAGCACUUACGAAUUUUCUGUGGAGGUGGCUGCUAGAUUUUUGAUUCAUCCUAACUUAACAUCAGUUGCAAGAAUGUCUCGUCGCGCACGUAAAAAGACAAACGGAAUAAGCACGCUGGAUAUUUGGCCAUGGAAGUACUUGGUUCCAUGGAUGAGGGAAGAUCUAUUUGCUCGAAGGGAUGCUAGAAGACUUAGAGGCCAAGUGCGUUUAGAGACGAAUGACCCUUAUGAUAUGGAAGAUGUCUUAAUGCCUCUACAUGACUACAUUAAUGAUCCAAUUGCUCGCGACAUUAUUCACAACGGGGCUACCUUCCAGAUUACCGGUCUGACUAACAAUUCGUAUUUCUCGGAAGCACAUGAAGUGCGCCGUUGUAUACUCGAGUAUCGUACCCUUGGUGAACAUGUGCUUGAAGUUGCUAAGAAAAGGUUGGAUGAAAUGCUUUAUGUCGGACUCACCGAGAACCACAGGGAAUCAGCCAAUAUGUUCGAAAACAUUGUUGCUUCACAGGUGAUAUCUCAGCACACAUCCGAUGUUGCAAGCAAGAAUAAUUCAGAAGAGAGCAUGAUGCUUGAUACAGAUGGUCAAGGUAACAACACUUAUCCCAUGUUAAAGAAUGUUUCUUCGACUGAGAAGGAUGAAGAAGCUGCACGUGGAAAUUUGACUGUUGGGAAACUGAUGGAAGCAUACGAAUCUUGUAUCUCAACCUUGAGAUCUGCACAAGCUGAGCGUCGUGUUAAUUCUCUGAAGCGAAUUGCGCCAGCAAACUUUACAAAAGAUGCUCGUCGCCAGGUUCCCGAAGUGCUUAUUCAGGAAAUAAUGUCGCUCAACUCCCUCGACGUAGAACUCUAUAAGUAUGCUCAGCACAUCUUCAAAAGGCAACAGGAACAUGUGAUGCCUACCAUGGUUUAUGAUGACUAUCCAGGAAGCGCCUUCGAUUCAAGCGCCUAUUCUGCAUUUAACUACAGCUCUCUCUCUUGGAAAGUUUUGUGCUCAUCAGUUGCCGGUCUCUUUUUGCUUCUCGGAAUUCUUUACAUUGUAAAUGCAAGAGUCAGAAGAUCUUUGAAAGUCAAGCUAUAGAUGCACGGAAGCAGCCGCUCUAAUUCUUACCGUUACUCUGCUCGCCUCGCCUCGCCUCACCUGCUCGAAUGCUGACCAAUUUUUAGACAAUGGAUUGCACCUCUACUAUAUCCCAGAGGUUCAAAAUCACUGGUUACGUGAAAAAUUGCAGGUAUAGUUACUUGAUAGGGUUGAAUUUCCGGAAACGAGUGCCGGCACGACGGAGUCUCUUUGAGAAACAUUUUGAUGGAAAGUAUAUGCCAAAACUAAGGAUUAUUUCUUUUUGUGUGUGUGUAUGAGAUAGAUAUGAUCAAUGGAUGGAUGUAUGUGUUUAGGUUUGAGAAAUUAUUAUAUUUUCAUUCUAUUUUUUGAUUAUGGUAAGUCAAAAUAUUUGUAUCUUAGUUUUUUAUUUUUACUUUUGUAUUAGUCGAUCUGUAAAUUGUAAGUAGGUUUGAUUAUCAAUUUCGAUACAAAAGAUUUUUACCUUAACAAUAGCAAUGUAUACAUAGUAACAAAGAA